AUGUCGCAGGAUGGCCCUGGAUGGAUGCGCAGACUAUUAACCGACCAGUGCGCUGAGAAAUUCCAGUUCGGAUUUUACCAUAUUUUAGAGCUUCGUCAGGAGCUCAGCGAUCAGGCUAUCAGCGACUUCAUCUCCAUCGGAGGAAGAAAACUGAUACUCCCUUGGGAAAGAAACGCCCCAGACAAGUGGGAGGACUUCGAAUGCUUCGCCGACCCUGGAGCAGAUCCGUUAUCUAUUAAACUGGAGGAAUGA
Molecule: messenger RNA, 252 nt
Organism: Blastomyces dermatitidis ER-3
Lineage: Eukaryota; Fungi; Ascomycota; Eurotiomycetes; Onygenales; Ajellomycetaceae
Exons: 1
Coding region: 1-252 (83 amino acids)
Source: RefSeq, a predicted model, not a curated record